AUGGCACCUCCCUUCACCCAGCCUCAUAUCGAGACUUUGCCGAGGCGCGUCCGUGUUUUGUUUGCAGGACAAUAUAUUGUCGACACGAAGAAAGCAAAACUUGUGUGGCUGAAGCCCAAUUACCCCACCUUUUUCUUUGACUCUGCGGAUGUUCCGCAGAAAUAUCUUUCCCGGGCAUCUAUAUCGGGUGAACUACAGCAAUACGAUAUAGUUGUGGGCAGCCGCAAGGCAGAGGCCGCCGCAACGGAAUACCUCGACGGUGAUCUGAAAGGAUUGAUCACGAUCUCCUUCAGCUCCAUGGAUGCCUGGUUCGAGGAGGAUGAACAGGUGUUCGUGCAUCCGAAGGAUCCAUACAAGCGAGUUGAUGUUCUUCAAUCAUCUCGUCAUGUUCGCGUCGAAGUCAAUGGCGUUGAAUUGGCAAACACUACGAAGCCUCGACUGCUCUUCGAGACCGGACUCCCGGUCAGAACCUAUAUUCCAAAGACUGACUGUAGGGUGGACCUGCUCAAGCCUUCGCAGCUGACGACAGAAUGCCCAUACAAGGGUGUUGCAAAUUACUAUAACGUUUCCAUUUCUAGUGGGGAGACUUUUGAGAACAUUGUGUGGUGGUACCGCGUCCCACAACCCGAAUGCGUUGAUAUCAAGGGUUUCGUCGCGUUCUACGACGAAAAGGUCGAUGUUUGGGUCGAUGGCGAGCUUCAGCCUCGCCCACGCUCACCAUGGUCGUAA
This is a messenger RNA of Postia placenta MAD-698-R-SB12, 729 nucleotides long. RefSeq lists its product as hypothetical. The record is from RefSeq and is a predicted model, not a curated record. The coding region runs from base 1 to 729 and encodes 242 amino acids. The transcript has 4 exons. NCBI's taxonomy places the organism in Eukaryota, Fungi, Basidiomycota, Agaricomycetes, Polyporales, Adustoporiaceae.